AUAUGCUAUAGUAAAUUAAGUAUAGUUGAUGGUUGUUGGCAAGUACUUCGAUCAAGAGGUGAUUCCGCGCUAUGUCGAGGGGAGAGCGGGUGUUAUAACAGGCGUACUCGGGGAAAAACCCCGAGGCCACACCUGGUCACACACAGAAAGUGUUCCGAGACGAGAUCUGAACCCUGGCCUCUCACUGCACAGCUAGCUGGCGACAAGCGAGUGUCGUAGCCACUACACCACCGGGCGCAGCGUCGAAGUAGGUCGUUCGUGCGUUUGCGCAACCAUUGACACAUUCAGGUCAUUACUUUGGGUUCUUGUGUACUUAUAUGCUAGCUACUAUAAAGGUACCGUUAACUGAGAUGUAGCCGGUAUAUUUUGUCACGGUAGCACGCAUUUCGGAGUUGGACAGGUGACAUACACAAAGGUGCAGUUAUAACUGCAUAAUUUUUGUGGCAGUCCAGAUCAUACAUUAUGACAGAUACAGAAGCAGGCUGGGUCUCACUGACCACUUGUCUGGUUGUUGGUGUCGUAACACUUGCAGUAUUAUGGCUUUGGCGCUCUUGUCAAGUGCUGAUGACAUUUAAACGGAUGGGUGUUCCUGGUCCGAUGCCCAUUCCUCUGUUUGGGAAUAUGUUGACCAUGAUCAGGCAGGGAUUUGCUGAAAGCUUUCCAAUUUGGAACAAGCAGUAUGGAAAGAUAUAUGGUAUCUUCUUGCCAGGGGGACCAGGUCUGGUGAUCAGUGACCUUGACAUAAUCAAAGAUAUUGCAAUUAAAAAGUUCUCACAGUUUCCCAACAGACUGCCACAAGAAGCAUUCAAGUUUAAACCAUGGAGUGGAAAUUUACUGGCACUGAGAGGUGACCACUGGAAGCAUGUUCGUGGCAUACUUUCGCCCACAUUCAGUUCUGGCAAACUCAAAAAGAUGGCUCCUGCCAUAGAGAGAGUGGUACUUAACCUUGCUGACAAUGUGACUGUGAAAGCCAAGCAAGGAGAGAUGGUUGAAUUAAAAGAAUUCUGUAGCAGUUUUGCCAUGGAUGUCUUUGCUGGUGCAGCUUUUGGACUUCAGGUGGACUCUGUGAAGAAUCCUAAAGAUCCAUUUAUUCGCCAUGCCCAUGACUUGCUGUUUGGAAGACAAUGGCUAAUACCAAUUCUUGUGACAUUUCCAUUUUUGGUGCCAUUGUUCUUCAGAAUUGGUCUGACACUAUCUCCAAAAGAGACCACAGACUUUUUUUACGAUGUCACAGAAAGUGCUUUAAAAGAGAGGCUCAAGGAGAAAGAGAAAUUCAGUGACUUCCUUCAGCUGCUUGUAGAUGCUGAGAAAGAACUGGAAAAGCAGCAUGAGAUCGAUGCUGAAAUUGACCACAGAUCACAACUGCACACUUCCACUCAAUGGACACGCAAAGGUUUGACACGAGAUGAAAUUCACAGCAAUUCCCUAGUGUUUCUAUUUGCUGGUUUUGAUACAGUCUCCACUGCAAUGUCCUAUACCUUGUUUUGUUUGGCUGCUAAUCCUGAAUGUCUUCGCAAAGCACAACAAGAAGUUGAUGAGAAACUGGGAAAGAAACUUGCUGAUUACACUACUGCAAAUGAGCUGGUGUACCUCGACAUGUGCCUGAAUGAGGCCUUGAGGAUGUUUACUCCAGGAUUUGUCGUUGACAGGCAGUGUGCUGAGGAUACAGAAGUGGAAGGUUGCAAGGUACCUGAAGGAAUGCUUAUUUUUUUCCCAGCUCAUGCCAUCCAUAAUGACCCUCAGAUUUGGCCUAAUCCAACCAAGUAUGAUCCAGAGAGACACACACCUGAGGCACGUGCAACCAGACAUCCAUGCAGCUUUUUGCCUUUUGGGCUGGGACCCCGCAACUGUAUCGGCAUGAGACUGGCACAGCUGGAGAUCCGCAUGGCUCUGGCAGCUAUCCUACAGCGAGCCACUCCAGUGCUGUGUGAGAAAUCAGUGUAUCCGCCCCGGAGUUUUGAGUUUGGUCGCAUCACUAGCCGUGAUGGUCUGUGGGUGAAAUUCCAGCUCCGUGACUGAAGUAACAUGAGUUAUGUAACCCUGAGAAGACCUGCUCAAAGGUAAAAAGAGAGAUAUUUCACAUGAAACAAUGCCUGGAUAAAAAAAAGUGAAAAAUUAGGAUUUUGUCAGGUUAAGACAUUAUCAGCUUUAGCUCCCGUUAUUCAUCUACUGCACUUUGCAUGAAGUGCCACUCAUGUUUAUGUUUUGCAUUCAUGUUACACCAGGUGAAUGGCUUAUUGAAUAGUAGGGUGCCUUUGUUUUCUUGUGAAUUAUAUGUUGCUUGUAAAGAGUGCUAUCCAUUAUCACGGACAAAGGAUAGCAGAAAAAUUGAAUCUUAUGUGCCUUCAGUGGUUUUUAUCCCCUCUUGACCUUUGCAAGACAUUUUAAAGUCUGUUGGUGAUUGUCAGGGGAUUUCUUCUUGUGUUAUUAGCUCAGUCUUUUUUUGUUUAUAUGAUAAUCAUGUUUUUGAAAUAUGGACCAUCAAUUAAACAGUCAUGCAGCAAACUUA
Molecule: messenger RNA, 2509 nt
Organism: Pomacea canaliculata
Lineage: Eukaryota; Metazoa; Mollusca; Gastropoda; Architaenioglossa; Ampullariidae
Product: cytochrome P450 3A24-like
Exons: 15
Coding region: 463-2019 (518 amino acids)
Molecular function (GO): iron ion binding; heme binding; steroid hydroxylase activity
Source: RefSeq, a predicted model, not a curated record